UUUAUAGCAACUUUCUCUGAAAAUUAGUUGGCAACACUGACUGCAGCAGCGGACAACGUGCAGAGUGAAAUGCCGCUGAGGAAUAGUUAGUAGGCCUAUUAACCUGGUAACUUAAACUUUAGGCAACAUGCUGCAUGCUUACGUGAAAUGUCGCUUCACUGUCUCAUAAGAGCAUUUCAGCCGUUUAGUUGAAAGCCACUAUCAAAUUAGACUGUCUGCCAUGCUGAAAACACAAAAAAAACAAAAAAAAAAAACAUUUAAGAUGGUUUGUUGGCCAGGCUGGUCUGUAACUCGUUAACUGUUACAGUUAACUAAUUGUAAUAAUUGUAAUAAUUCAAAAAUAAUUGUAAUAAUUCAAAAAUCUCCUGCUAGUCAGGCUGCAGGAGACCAGCUCGGCCAGUUUGAAGGUCAAGAUAGAGAUUAUUUUAACAGAAUUUUUAGACUUUUUUUCAUCAGGAUAAUGCUGAUAAUUCUCGGUCAGGCAGCAAAAGUUAUGGUUCUUCUACGGCAGCUGACUGAAGGUUAUUGGCGAUGGCGUCUGAGAAAAAAGACACCGGUGAAGUUUUGAAGGAACAGAAUGUACUUCUUCGAAUCUGCAAUCUUCGAUCUGUCAGUGCCGCUCUGGAAUCCAUUGAGAAGACAUAUAUCCAUACGAAGCAGUCUCAUCCCAUUAUAAACUCUGUUUGUGGGAUGUAUGAGAAAGGUGUGAUUAAGGCUGGCAGCUUGGCUGUAUGGAGCAUUCAACCGGCCCUCCAUGUACUGGAGCCCCAGCUUGUAGCAGCCAACUCAUUGGCCUGCAGAGGACUGGACCACCUGGAGGAGAAGGUACCAGCCUUGCAGUAUCCACCUGAAGAGCUAACAGCAAGCAUCAAGGAGCUGGUGUCAUCAACUUUGGAAACUGCCAAGGAUAGUGUAGCCUGUCCAAUCAAGCAGACCUCUAAUGUUGUAUUGGACAAGGUAUCUACUGGGUACCAGCAGAAGAAUGAUGGGAGUAUGGGAGUGCAGGAGCCUGAUGUUGGAGCUUCUGGCCCAAAGCCCAGCUUCAGCAGGCUGGGAGCUCUGGCCGGCACCAUCUGCAGACGAGCGUUUGAGAAGACAGCUGCACAACUCCAGCGCUCCAAACGUCAAGGUCAGGGACUGGUCACACAGAUCCCUGGCGUGAGUCCCCUGGUUGAAUAUAUCACGAGGACUGUGAAGACCAUAGGAAGUGUAAUACUGGGUCUGCCGAGCUCUGUGGCAGUGUUUCUGAAAGAUGUGCAACAGCACAAUUCUCUGCAGGAGGUGACCAGUAAUGAGUUGGAGCAGCUAGAGAGUAAUGGGCUUCCGAGGCUGGUCAGUGGAUUAGGGCGGCAGUUACUGAAGGUCUAUGGGUCUGUGGUGGCUAAUGUAAAGAAACCCCAUCAAACCAGCUUCAACCUGGCUAAGGAUGGAGUCAGCAUUGUCCUGCGGUCCUUUGGCACAGUCAGGGAGAGAGCACUGCACAACCUUUCUUAUUAUGGGCUGAUUCCUAGGCGAUCUUCCAAGCCAGAAGGAGGAUCCCAAAUGGCGGAAAACGAUAGAUCAAAAGGAUGUGUGAGUUGCUCUCUGGUGCUGGAAACUAGUGUAGGAGACCACAUGCACAGUCCCAGUGGCAAUUCUCAAAAGCAGCCCCUUAAGUUUACAGAGCUCAAGGAGAUAUCAGAGGAGACCCGUCAGCUGAAGAAGAAGGUCAUGAAGCAGAUUCCAAUGCAGCAGAAAGUAGUUCUUGCUGGCAGUAACAAGAAAGUUUCCAACCACAGAUCCCCGAGGAAGAGUCUGACAGAUUGCACCCAGAUCUCCUCCUCAUCGUCUUCUUACACUCGUACAGUGCAAAACAGCAGAAAUGCCCCCCCUACUGCAGAAUGAGAAU
Molecule: messenger RNA, 1888 nt
Organism: Onychostoma macrolepis
Lineage: Eukaryota; Metazoa; Chordata; Actinopteri; Cypriniformes; Cyprinidae
Gene: plin1
Product: perilipin 1
Exons: 9
Coding region: 532-1884 (450 amino acids)
Biological process (GO): lipid metabolic process
Cellular component (GO): lipid droplet
Source: RefSeq, a predicted model, not a curated record